Messenger RNA from Labrus bergylta (ballan wrasse), 857 nucleotides. RefSeq names its product tumor necrosis factor receptor superfamily member 5-like. Gene Ontology annotation, biological process: negative regulation of alpha-beta T cell proliferation; defense response to Gram-negative bacterium; positive regulation of peptidyl-tyrosine phosphorylation. NCBI's taxonomy places the organism in Eukaryota, Metazoa, Chordata, Actinopteri, Labriformes, Labridae. Gene Ontology annotation, molecular function: protein binding; transmembrane signaling receptor activity. The record is from RefSeq and is a predicted model, not a curated record. Gene Ontology annotation, cellular component: membrane; external side of plasma membrane.
GUACUCUCUGUAAGCCCUGCCCUGAAGGAACCUUUAUGGACCAUCUGACUUCUCGUCCAGUCUGCUACAACUGUAAAAGCUGUGAUGAAGGUUCUGGUCUGAAGAUGAAGACGUCGUGUACGAUAGUAUCAGACACAGUUUGUGAACCUCUGGAAGGAUUUUACUGCUCAGACUCUAGAAAGGACGACUGUGUGGAAGCAAGGAAACACAGAUGCUGUAAACCAGGAGAAUACAUCACAGAACACGGAACUUCCUCCACAGACACCGUCUGCUCGAUCUGCUCUGAUGGAACAUUUUCAAACGGGACGUUUCCAUCUUGUCAGAAUCACACACAAUGUGAAUCAAAGGGUCGAGAGCUGCUGAGAGCAGGAACUGAGACAGAGGACGCUCAGUGUGGAGGACUGUUACACAGGACUGUACUGAUUAACUCCGUUGUUGUGAUGUCUUUAUUCUCUGUACUUUUAGUUUGUUAUCUCGCAUGGUGGAUAAUAAGACUUAUAAUCUCAGAAGUCAUAGCAGCAGUACUCUACUACCAGGAGGGUAUGAAUUCAGGACAAUCAUCUCAGCAGAGUCUGAUGUCAGAUGACUCCAAAGAGUCGAAGGAUGAGACGGUUCAGGAUCCUGUUCUGGUCCAGCUGCUGGAUCCUGACACACUUUGUUAAUAUCUGUUUAUAUGUAUAUAUGUGUUUAUAUUGAUAUUUAUAUCUAUUUUCUUAUCUAGUCUCGUUUUGUUUUUCUGAGACGAUGAUUGGACACAAACACUUUCAACAGCGUUCCAUCGGCUCUCUCACCAUCAAGUUUCUCUUGCAUUUCUUGUUACUAUUGUAAAAAGGAAUAAAUAAAAAGAUUUGACUUAA